This is a messenger RNA of Morchella importuna, 675 nucleotides long. RefSeq lists its product as uncharacterized. Gene Ontology annotation, cellular component: nuclear pore; cytoplasm. Bases 1 to 675 code for a protein of 224 amino acids. Gene Ontology annotation, molecular function: GTPase activator activity. The record is from RefSeq and is a predicted model, not a curated record. The transcript has 5 exons. Gene Ontology annotation, biological process: nucleocytoplasmic transport. NCBI's taxonomy places the organism in Eukaryota, Fungi, Ascomycota, Pezizomycetes, Pezizales, Morchellaceae.
AUGACUGACACUAUCGAAACUACCCCUGCGGCCCAGGAGGAGAAAGCCGUCGAGACCCCCGUUGCCGCCACUGAAGUGAAAACAGAAGAGCCCAAGAAGUCUGUUACCUCUGAUAAUGUCUUCGCCAUGUUUGGCGGUGGAGGACCAAAGCCAAAGAGAGAGGAAAAAGAUGACGAAGAGCCCAAGGCUUCAAAAGAAGCUUCUGGUGCUGCUGGCGAGGAAGAGGCGCCUGAAUCACCAGAUGUCCACUUCGAGCCUCUAGUCAGCCUCGAGAAGAUCGAUGUCAAGACCAACGAAGAGUCCGAGGAGCAGGCAUUCAAGAUGCGCGCCAAGUUGUUCAAGUUCGACAAGGAAUCUCGUGAGUGGAAGGAGCGUGGUACUGGUGACGUGAGACUCCUCAAGCACAAGGAGAACGGUAAGACCAGGCUCGUUAUGCGAAGAGAUAAGACUCUUAAGGUUUGCGCCAACCACUAUAUCGUUCCCGACAUGAAGCUCUCCCCAAAUGUUGGUAGCGACAGAAGUUGGGUAUGGAACACCUCCGCCGAUGUUAGCGAGGGUGAACCAGAGGCACAGACCCUAGCCAUCCGUUUUGCCAACAUUGAAAACGCAAAUCUGUUCAAGGAGGCCUUCAUCAAGGCUCAACAGGAGAACGAGGCCCUCAUUGCUAAGGAGUAA